GUCAUAUUCCAUUCAAUUAGUUAUAGCGCUUAGUGCUAGCGGCCGGCAAUAUCCCGUGAAUGACGUGUAGUGUUCAUUGCCAGUGACCAAAUUGAGUUGAAUUUUUCUAGACCUUUGUUCCAGACCUUUCGUACAGUGAGCUAGCGAUGCAGUCCGCACGCUUUCGCGGUAGUUGCCCACAAAAAGCCUAUAUUCACACCUUUCUAGAUCAUCUAUACCUACGUUAAAUGAAUACGAAAAUGAUGGUGCGUUCUGUCGCUUCAACUACCUUGUGUCUUUUUGCAGCAGUGGCCCACCUCGUCGCCACAGUGGAUGGCUCUUCUGCGACGAAAGGAGGAGGGGGUGCAUCAACAAGAACAACAUCCGUGAAGCACAUGAGUUGGAAAGAGCAGCAACGGUGCUUUUACAAGUCUCUGAUGGCUCCUGGAGGCGAUAUUUCGGCAUGUUGGCCUACUCCUUUCGUCUUUCGGCCACCGGGAGGGGAUCCGAACGAGUACCAGUCGUGGUCCGACCUAGUUGAUGGUUACGAGGACGACGUAACGGCUUUUUACCACGAUCAUGAUCACUCAGCAUUAACCAUGUCGUCGUCAACGACAUCAUUAUCAACAUCAUCGGUUACCAAAUAUUCAUCUGUUGAAGAGGAUGCACGACCUUUAGAUGUGCUUGCAGCACAUGCCGAAGAAAACGAUGCUGUUGCAAAGGAGCAAGAGCUACAAAGAAAAGCGCAAGAAGGUUCGCCAUCUCGUGCUUCUUCAACCCUUUCAGCUAGUGAGGUUGAACAAGUCGCCGAGAUAGAAGUUGCAGCGGAGGCCGACAUGGUGACUGUGGAGAAGCCAGACGAUGCGGGUGCGGCGCACGACGUGUCUUCCUACUUUCCUGACGAUGAGACCAGAAGCAGUUCUCCAAACAGCGAGCAUGAAGAUGCAUCGAAAAUGGACAUUGCUGUCGAUGUGAAAAAUGUAACGACGGACUCGAGAGCUUCCUUGUUGCCAUUGGUAAACAUGACGGCUUGGGUGUCCCGGACUGCUUGUCCGUACUGGCAUCGUUCAGUGCUUGUGGUGCCGAUGCUGUAUGACGCAGCUGCUGCCGACGGUAGGAGGCCAACACAUGAUCCUCAAGAACAAGGAGGAGAAAGGAGAUCAGGACACCAGCAGGCAGAAAUCGUGAAAGCUAAGAUCACGACAGCGCACCGAGAGGAACAGAAUCAGACGACUGGCAGUGCUUUUGGUGUGGAAGCCCAAGUCGAUGUGGCACUCGCUGUAGAAAGAGAUCAGGAAGCCGUGCUAACCAGCGAGCAGGCGCAAGCCCAGCAACAGGCGGAAGAAGAAACAGCAGUAGAGACGACAGUACUAGAAAAAGUUGUACGAGGUCAGGACGAGAAAAGCACUUCAUCUACUGUAGGAGAGACGGCGUUGAGCAGAAAGUCUGAGAACGUGGAACCCCGCUUGCUGUUUCAACGACGAGCACCUUGGAAGUGGGCGUUUGGAGGGCUCUUAGAUCUUGGUGUCUCGGAGACGGUGGAGCAUGGGGAGCCGGACCAUGUGGCAGCCAUACGAGCGGUGAAGGAAGAACUGGGACUCGACCCAGGGGAGUUCGCCGAAGAGUCACAAACCUGUAGGGAAACCACAGAAGAACAGACGUCGGACUCUGUCAUGGGAGACCACAAAAAGUCUUCUUCUGCUAGCACCACAGAAGUUUCAUGCACCUCUUCAGACCCAGAUAUAGCAGUAAGAACAGGAGGAGCCUCUCCGGUGGACGCGAACACACGCGAAAUGCAUGAUGCGCUUGUGAAGGAGCACCAUGCAGCAGCUGCGCCGCAGGCUGCUGAUGAUAUUCGAAAGUCUCGCAGCGACACCAUGGCGGCCGUGACAGCGACAUCCCUACCGCCUUCACAAAGCGCCCAGCACCUGCUAGAGCGCGAAAAAGACGGGCCGCAAGCACCGAAAACGAACAUUCAGGAGUGCUGUCGUAUUUCCUUCAUGUGGCGCGGUGACAUGGAACAGAUGCAACCGCUGUGCGAAAAAACACUAUUGACCAUUUACACAGCGCCAUACAUGCGGACGGAUAUGUCUACCGACGUCGAAGUUGGCGGUUUUCACUAUUGGAACUUCACAGAAUAUUAUGGAACUACAUCUUCAUGCUUAAGAAGUUGAAUGUAGUUGGUCUAGUUCAAUGAACUGAUCAAACUGACGUUCUGUGGGAGUUUCUGGUGCAGAUUCACUGAGAUUUUCUUUCUUUCGUGUCACAAAUAAAGUCAGUAGAAAACGACACAAGCCUAGUUCCAAAGUUGUGACAGAGGAGAGAAACUCAUUAGAACAGAUCAGCGCCAAAUCACAAACUCUAACUUUUUCAGGAACACGCGAGGAAAAAUGCGAGCGACCUUGGGCCGUGGGUGCAUCCUGUUCUGCUGAGCUGUCAAAUAAAGUGUGGCUUUCGCCGCUGAGACGCAUUGCAUCGAUGUGAUUGACUGUACAAUGAACGCGAGCAGGCGUUAACAUCGAUUUCUACUAUUUUUUUGUCAUGACUCGCUACAUGGAGCUUAUGCGACUUUAUUGUUGCAUGUCUACACUUUUUCUACGUUAGUUACCGAUAUUUCCACAAAAACAAGAACAGGGCCAUCGCUGGGCUUGUUCAUGAGUCAUAACACUUCGAGAAAUGAAAAUGAGUCGCAUGAAAACACAGAUACGCAUAUGAUAUGAUCAGUCAUUUGGAUCGAAUUUCUAUGAUGUCAACAAUGCUUCCGAGAAGAUCCAGCAUACUUAUCCGAAGUAGUUUUUUGCGUACGUGACGCGGAAAAGCAUGUGUAC
Molecule: messenger RNA, 2807 nt
Organism: Amoebophrya sp. A25
Lineage: Eukaryota; Dinophyceae; Syndiniales; Amoebophryaceae
Source: the annotation of a GenBank genome assembly